AUGUCAAAAACGGCCACCUAUGUAUUUGCUCGGGCUGCAUUCUAUCCUACUUUGUUAUAUAACUAUGUUGUGCAUCUUGUCUCAAAACGGCCAUGGUACCAUCGCAUUGAUGACACCGUCUUGUUUGGUGCUUUACCCCUGCGGCAAAUUGCUAAAGAACUUGUAGAAAAGGAGAAUGUGCAAGCAGUUGUCUCCACAAACCACAAAUUUGAAGUGGAACAUUUUACACCAACUGAAGAAGAAUGGAGACAGCUUGGUGUUGACUAUUUACGAUUUGCUGUUCUUGAUUUCAUGGGUACCCCUUCACCUACCCAGCUAGAUGAGGCUUUGUCCUUCAUUGAAAACCAUAGAAAACAAGGUCACAGUGUCUAUGUCCACUGUAAAGCAGGACGGACCAGAAGUGCCACUCUAGUUGCCUGUUACUUGAUGAAGACUUACGACGUGGAUGAUACUGAUGCUUGGUCACAAAUUGUCUCGAAACGUUCUCAUGCCAGCCUUUUCCAGAUACAGAAAGAUUAUCUGCAUCAGCUAGAAACAGUUUUUUUCUUUUCUUUUCCUCUCUCUCUCUCUCUCUCUCCAGAGUUAAUCAGCUAA
Messenger RNA from Acanthosepion pharaonis, 594 nucleotides. The record is from the annotation of a GenBank genome assembly. NCBI's taxonomy places the organism in Eukaryota, Metazoa, Mollusca, Cephalopoda, Sepiida, Sepiidae.